AUGUUUUUCACGACGUAUGCGAAUAAGAAGUCAUCGAAUUGUGAAAGAUAUAAUAUAAUUGCAUCUGAUUUACAAGUAACUUGGUAUCCUGAUCCCGUUGGCUAUGUUGGAAUGGCCAUGACUUUUACUGUUAAUACGACACUAAAUAAACCGAGCACAUUUAAUACGAAAUUAAUGUUUUCAUUUAAUGGUGAUGAUGGCCGUAUCGUAGGUUUUACCGUACAUCCAGUUGAACCAAACAUAAUCGCUAUUCAAGGUGAUUACGAUGUAAUUGUACCAGCUUUUAUACCUCCUAGUUAUACAGUUUCAGUUUCGGUGGGAGAAACGAGUCAA
Dentiscutata erythropus is the source of this 333-nucleotide messenger RNA. The record is from the annotation of a GenBank genome assembly. Lineage: Eukaryota; Fungi; Glomeromycota; Glomeromycetes; Diversisporales; Gigasporaceae.